Anthostomella pinea is the source of this 708-nucleotide messenger RNA. Lineage: Eukaryota; Fungi; Ascomycota; Sordariomycetes; Xylariales; Xylariaceae. The record is from the annotation of a GenBank genome assembly.
AUGGCCGCCAAAUCUCCCGUUGCCCUCAUCAUCGGCGCAGGUCCCAAUAUCGGCCAGUCCGUUGCCCGCAUCUUUGCCUCCAAGGGUUACAAGGUCGGCCUUGCCGCCCGCUCACUGAAGGAGGCCGACAGCACCGACACACAGCUGAACAUCCCGAGUGACUUCUCCAAGACCGACGAUGUGGUCGACGCCUUUACCAAAGUGAAGAAGGCGUUCGGCAUCCCCAGUGUCGUCAUCUACAACGUCAGCGCCGUCCACUUCACCCCGGCCGACGACCCCUUCGCCAUCUCCCUUGCCGACUUCAGUACGGACACGAACAUCAACAUCCACAGUGCCUUUGUGGCCGCGCAACAGGCCGUCUCGGGCUUCGCGCAGCUUCCGGCAUCAGCCGCGCGCACCUUCAUCUACACAGGCAACGUCCUAAACGUCGCAAUCAUCCCGCAGUUUCUCUCCGCGGGCGUGGGAAAGUCGGGCGCCGCUUACAUGAUCUGGCAGGCCUCGGCGGCGUACAAAGACCGUGGAUACAAAUUCUAUUACGCCGACGAACGCAAGCCGAAUGGAUCGCCCAAGUACAAAGUCGAUGGCGACGCACAUGCGGAUCUGUACUGGGAGCUAACCCAAAGCGAGGCGCAAGGCCCUUGGAUGCAGACAUUCGUCAAGGGCGUGGGAUACAAGAAGUUCGACACCCUGUACACGCCUCUCCCAUGA